Molecule: messenger RNA, 5593 nt
Organism: Orbicella faveolata
Lineage: Eukaryota; Metazoa; Cnidaria; Anthozoa; Scleractinia; Merulinidae
Biological process (GO): regulation of intracellular pH
Cellular component (GO): vacuole; membrane
Source: RefSeq, a predicted model, not a curated record
AUGGUGGCUGCUGUGAGUUCUUGUGAAAGCAGUCGCCGUUGCCAGGCACUGGAAAGAGUUCAAUUGCAUUUUUGUAGCCCAAGGCUAAACAGAAAACUAUAUCACUGUUGCUAAUCACGAAAGUCAAUGAGCAAUGAGGAAAACCAAUCAAAAAUCGAGUUGCACUAUAUUCAGCUUAUUUCACUCGCAUAAUUGGGUUUAGAUCACCGUCCACGUUUUAUUCAGCUCGGGCGUUUGAAACCUAGCAGUUUGUUCUUUAUUAGUUUCGUUGUACUAAAGAAAGAAGCUGAAACUAAAAGAAGGCCGGCCAUUCAUCCAUCUCCUGCAGAUUUCCUUUGCACUUUAGAUACCGCGCCAUCGGUGGUUAAUAUUGAUGAAAUUAUGACGAAAGGUAGGUACAAUCUCACAUGAUUUUAUAUCAUACAGAACGCCGUUGAUGGUCACUUUGAUGGCUAAUUUAAAAACAAAAAGUAGGAUUUAAGGAUUUUCCUAGAAGCCGUGAGCAGCAUGCUGCUCAGACAAGGAUAUACAUUUCAAGCGGUUAAUUUUUGAUGCGUAGCUGAUGGUGGGCUCGAGCAGUCAACUUAGGAGUGCGCGUAAUUAAUUGGGAAAAAAAAUAAUUAAUCUUUCACAAAUUUCGCCUUUGAAUAUCAGUAAUAACUGGUCGUUGCACAUCGAGGGAAACAGAGACGGCAAACAUUCCACCACUCAAUAUGACUGAAUUUUCGUGCUCGAAUUGCAUAAAUAACAAUUCGGAGCACUUUCCUUUUGAAGGAUCGAAAAGACAUUAACAACCCGAGGCGGUGUAAACAAAAACAGGUACAGAUAAAGUUAUACAAAUUAGCGCCUUCUUCUUAAUUGCAGUUACACAUUACGUGUACUAUGUGGUUUGUUGGUUGGGUUUAUUCUAUUCUAACGUUUAGUUUUAUUUUGGAAUCUAUUCCUAUAUGAGCUUUCGUUUUUUCAGCCAUUUGUAUUAUUUUAUUCUAUCAUGUCUUGAAAUAACAUACGCGGUAGUAAUAUACGUAUUAAAAAACGAAACGAAACGAAACAAUUAAAUAGAACUCUACUAAAGGCAAUGGACACAAAUCAUCGUCACUCGUGAAGUGAUGUCAAAAACAGUCGCCGCUGUAGAGUUUUAAACCUAAACAAUAUUAAAUGCGUGAACUCAAGCUACAGAAAAAAAGAAAAAUACUAACAAUGAGACAACAGUGAUGUAGUCAUGAUGUUCAGAAUUCACACUAAGCACGAAUCAUCGAAACUAAAAGCGGAAAUAAAAUGAUGUAAAGACAAGAGAACGGGCAAAAUAUUUAUGCAAUGAAUUUUAAAAAUAACUGCUGUCUUUUAAAUCUCAAUUUCUUUUACUAACUACACUAAAUUAAAUAAACCGUCUGAAAGAAAAUGGUCAAAGAUGUUAAUUUUUGUUUUUCUUUUACGCCGUAGGAGUUCUCUGUAAGGCGGUUUCUUGAUGUCACGGGUGGGGGAGGCUCUGGGAGACCUUGCCGUCGUUCGCAUUUUCUUAUUUAAAGAACCCCGUUAAUACGGCCGGAAUUUUGUGGUGCGUUGCUGACCGGAUUAACGGCAUUCCACUGUAUUCAAACAAUUCAACUUCCUAAAUAUGCGAUCAUCAAACACGAGAGUCAGAUAGGGUUAUGUUUUCCAAUUUUGAAACCGUACUAGUUUCAAUUUUAUACAGCGUGACAUCUAAGCGUUUCUAUUGACUCGUAAUCGUUUCAGCCUAAUGGCCUGUCGAUCAGCUUAUAAGCUGUACACAUAUGAAAUGAGAAAAUGAUUUUUCGUGUACAGCAAGUUACUUAUCAGUUGACAUGCAGCCUUAAAACGUCGACUAAACUCGAGACGUCCCUGGUGAGAACUGAACCAAAUAAUAAUCAUUUACGAUCCGAGUGACGAGAAAGCAAGAUUUAAUGAUCACGAAUUGACCAGCAAAAAGAUGAAUUAUAAUCCAAAACUUAACAUAUUGUUCAGAAGGAGGGGGGGGGGAGACUUUUCCGCUCCUUAUUUACUUUAAAUGGUUGAACCUUUGAAAGCAUUGAAGAACUGAACUUCACUGAUUGACUGACUUUUUCCAAAAUUUAUCUGGCAAGACUUUGGUGGGACAUACUAUAGACCCUACUCAUAAAUGGCCGCCAUUUUAAUAUUAUUUUGUAUGCAUCAGUUUAAAUUAACCCAACUGACCUCGUUUGAGAGUGAAAGUUCUUUUGAAUUAUCAACUCAAAAACGAGUUUAGUUGGGUAAACUUUAAUAAUUACAAAAGAGUUUUUAAAUAGCAGCCAUUUAUGAAUAGGCCGGGUCUAUUGGUCGAAGAUCUGGAUGUCUCAUGGCAACCUUACUUUGACAGGCAUGUUUUUUCAAAUUUCGAAUUUAAUUCCGUUGAAUUAAAUGAAUUUCUCUUUACUUUCUUGUAGUAACUUCAUUUCUAAAGAUAAUUUUAGCUUUUGUUAUCAGUUUUGACAAGAGGCCAUGACCUUGAUCAUAGUUUUGAUGGUUUGACCAUUUUUGGCGGUUUGCGAACGUUUUGUAAAAAUCAUAAGAUCCCAUGAUAAAUCCAAGAUGGCGCCUGUUCAGAAUUUAUAACGUUUUUUGGACCGGCUUUACAUCCUCAAAAAUUGAUAGCCAUAGCGUUAAUAUUCUUAACAGUUACAGGGUAAGGGACUCAAAGCCUCUACAUUCUCCACAGGCUUUUUUUUUCCUGAGCCCAAAGAGCGAUUGGAAUCCGGAGACCGGGAGUGAGCGAGAAAGCGCUUUUAUUAUCGCGCAGUUGACUGGGCACGAGGCAGCCAAAGUCCCCCAUUUCCGUGCCAGAGGACAAAAAAAAAAACCGGCCUGAGAUAUUAGAAAUCAGAAGUAACCAUUUCAGCUUCUUCUAAAUGAAAUCAUACUUAUAAGGAGCACGCUCUCCGAUUUUCAAGGAAAGCCACAGUGUAGAAUCCUUUGCCGACUAAAUCACUCUGGUAGAACCAUUUUCGCUAACUUAACGGCAGUUUCGUCCAGGGUUUGCAAAUGAAGACAAAUAAAAGUGCAAUAUUAUCUUGCUGCGUGUAAAAUAAUACCGGUUCUAUCUCUUGUGUUGUGAUCGAUGAUACCACUCCUUUUCAGUUAAUGCAAUAAAAACGCUAUCAAACAACUCUCAAUCAAUGAUACAGAAGUUGUGGCCGGGCCAUGCAUUUCCGUGACGCAAAAGAAUAUGUACCAGAAUAGCGCGAUCACAAAUGUGGGUUACCCAACUCCUCUCUGAGUUAUCAGCAUUUAAACCUAAAUUUAAGGUGACUCUCACAGGGUCGUACGUUGAACUGAAAUGAAAUGGUAUAGUCUUGAUCUGGCUAGCAACGGUAGAUAAUAUGUAAUUGGAAAUCUUCGUGUGCUGAAAUAUUCGUAAGAUAUCAGCUCUCUUUUUCUAUGGAAAUUCAGUGAAAUCCUAUAGCAUGUGUUUUUGAAAAGAUUGUGAUCAAGUGUUUAGUGAAGGGAAGCAUUGUACCGUGAACGUAAUCGUAAAUAACCGGUAGAACGCAACAGCGGAUAAACAAAUGAAGCGUUUAAACAAGUGAUCACAAUAGCUGUGAAGUGUCGGGCCUUCGAGGCGCUGAACGAAAAGAGGUGCAGUGAAAAAUACUAAUCGUAAUUAAUAUUCCAGGUGCAUUCUCCAAUCUGGAUUAAAUUGCUUGAGGUUGCCGUGUUGGACAGAUGCUACAAAGAUGGUGAAAAAUAUCUCGUUCUGAUCGACAAGAUAAAAACACCUUGAACGAGACUCAUUAAUAAUAUUGCGAAUUAUAAACUGAAAACCGUAGAAAGUUUCGACGAUGGAUUUUGGCACAGAAACAUUGGAUUCGUCCUCCACGGAUCUCCAGAGCGAUCAAGCGAACAAGAGAAAGGCGUUCUCUUCUAAAGAAGGAGAGCAAACGAUUCAUACAUAUGUCUUUGGCGUGUUUGGCUUCAUCCUACAAAUUUUCUUCUCUAUCGGAAUUUCAGCAUCUCAAGACAUCUUGGAAGAAACGUUGGUUCCCACUCCAGUUGUUUUAAUCUCUGCCUCGCUACCUUUCUCCUUCAUCACUUCCAUUCUCCCAUAUUUCGUUCUCAAGCUGGCGCAGGAAGUUCUCUUGGUACCAAUAGUGUUCCUGAGUAUCACCGGUGUGUUGCUAUACGCCUUGGUCGAACAUGUGGUUCUUCGUGUAACAGGUGUGAUUGUUGUCUCAACCGGAAUAGCCAUUGGAGAAGUGACGUUCGUGGCGAUGACAGCGCUUUACAGCGACGCCGCAAUGAGUUCUUAUGCUACGGGCACAGGGAUAGGAUUUGUCAUUGGGCCUCUGUACUAUGCAGCAAUGACAACCAUAAUUUGCGUGCCUCCAGAAACAACUCUUCUUAUCAUCUCCUGGGUGCCUGUAGUGAUCUUUCCUUUUUACGCUGUCUUGGAAAAGAGGCAGUUUAAACCUGCACAAGACGCUACAACGCACAAAGAUGUGGCUUACACUUCACUUAAUCUAAAGACUGAACAAGAGGAAGGAAAGUCAAUGUGGAGUGAAAAAAGAACUUUAAUCUGGCGAAAUCUUCCGCUAAUGAUAGCAUGUUUCUUCGGAUAUUUCGCCGAGUUUUUGACCCUUAAUGGCGUCGUCACAUCACUGGCCUUCCCUAACUCACCUUUCGACCCGAGGAACCAUUUUGUUUACUACGCAUGCGCGUUUAUGAUCGGCGAAUUCAUCGGCAGAUCCUACAUAACUCUUCUGCUCCUGUUGAACUCCAAAUGCACGCCGGUUAUAACGAAAACUUGGACUUUAUCGACAGUGCUUUUGAGCUUGUUUAUCUUUUUAACUUUUGCCUCAUGGUAUCGCUUUCUUCACAGUGUAUGGGUUGUGUUAUUGUUGAUAUUUAUUGUGGGUCUUUUGGCGGGAAGUUUGUACCUGAACACCUUUCUCAUGGCGGUAGGCAGCGAAGAUGUCAAAGGCAAGGCUUUUUCGCGCGCUUUUCUUUCGGUCGGACCCAGUACCGGCGUCUUAGUCGCCGGUUUAGUCGGACUGGUACUGGAACCAACCCUGAGGGAACAUUGUCUCCAGUCAGCUGAAUUUAGUGAUUUCUGUUUUACAAGAGCUAUUGGUGGAUGGAAUAGAACUACAUCGUGUUUGCGGUAACCGAGGAAGGUCAUAAAUAACAAGAUUGAAUUGUAAAGAAAUUGCUAUGUUGCAUCGACAGAAAGGUGAAAAUUAACCCAUGUGAACUUGAAUGCCCGCCCUGCCAAGUUUUUGAAAGCCGACUUUUCGGGCAUUAGCUCUUCUGGGUUUUAGCCCGAGCAAUCGACUGUUUAUAAUUACUCAGUAUUGAGAUAACUAAGAUUAAUUAACCAAACAUGAAAAGGUGUAUUACAAUCAACGCAACAGAAAUAAAACACAUAUACAUGUUACUGAAAUCAGGCUGCGAACUUAUUUUUGGAGUUAAAUUUCUAGGACUUUUCAAGGACAUUCCAGAAGAUAAAUUCUAAUUUUUCGAGGACGCUACCCACUUAAAAAGUACCAUUAAUAAAAUUUGAUACUAGAUUAUGUGCUUAGAUUUAAGUCCAGGAUACCCGCAAGAUUUGUUUUCAUUU